AGCAAAUUUGAAUCACUCAUUAGUACAAAUCACGAAACGAAACCCAGUAUAUAUUAGCAAAGCACACUUAUUUCAUUCGUUCGAAUUAUAUUCAUAUAUUCUAUAAAUGUCAAAGUUGACAUUUGGAGGAAAAUCGUUUUGUUUAUAGACAAUAAUAAAAUACGAAAAUAUUACAGAGCUCAGUUCAUGAGUCAUGUUUACAUUUUAGAAAUUCUGUUCGAAAAUGCAGUUAUAUCAAACUAAGCUUUCGGUAUAACAUCUUCGGUAUUUUCAAUUAUAUUUUUGGAGUCGUCUAGAUGAAAGUCUGAGCUACAUGGCUGGCAAUUCCGAAGAAGUUUUAGGCGUUAAUCUCCCGAGAAAAUCCCCAGAAGUGAGUAGUGACAGAUGUGAGUCUCCAGUGAGUAACAACUUUGGAGAAGAGAUGGUGAUCCGUGAGGUGACGGAGACAUCAUCGGAGCCUGACACACUCACGUCAUAUAAUAGCACAAUACCUAGCUCUCUAAGGGAACCUACUGAGAGCGAAGAUUUUUCACUGCUUAGCCUUCAAGUAAAUGGAAAUACUCAAUGCUUUGACCCCGCCACAGAACGCAAGUUUGCCAAUCUUCCCAAUCUCUCAGAUGGACAGUGUGCAAUACUCUUUGACCGCCUUAAUCUUCAAGACAGUUAUAUCCAUAAGGCAGAUAGAUGCAAGGAUGUGACAUCAGUGGUUCAGGCGGUACAGCGGAAGGGCAAUCUUAGGGGAGAUGUGCAAAUAUUUGACGGGGUAAUUCACAGACCAGACAUAGCAAGGGCAGUGAGAGAAUUAAAUGGCCCUAAGCUCAAUAGGGAAACCCCCCUAGGAAAACUGAAGCAUUCUGUGAGACACAGGCUAAUACUUGCCCUUAGUGUAGAAAGAGAUGACUUGAAGGAUUGGAGGUCUCUGGCAGAAUAUUUGAACUUUGAUGAUUAUAUAAAACUUUGGUCACAGAAAUAUAAACUCCCUGCUGAGCCGCUAUUUACGGCAUGGUCAAUACGUCAUGACGCAACAGUCGGAACUCUGUUUGACUUCCUGAUCAUGAACGAUAUGGGAAUGAUAGCUGAUAUUUUAUAGUGUUCGUUGAGCUAAUUUGGUGGCGUACUACAGGUCUGGACUUUCGUUUAGUAUGUUAAAUGAUGACCUUAGAAGCAAAGUUAGCAAGCAGAGUGGAUAAGUUGACAAGAAUUGCUGAAUCAGAGAACUUGGAAAAAUGACAUGAACAUACAAAAAGACGGCCCAAGCAUAGAUUAUAAAAUAUAUGUGAGGAAUUUUGAAACCUGCUUUAAUGUUUAGAGUAUGUAUGAAGUGAAGUUAAUUCCCUUCUCUGUCCAUAGAUAGAUUGCCUGAUCUACUUGCCAAUGAACUGUCAUUUUAUUAUUUAAAACCUAAAAAAAGUCCUUAAAUAAGGACUGGUAUGAAAAGUUCAUUUUCUAUUUCAGUAAUAUGUGAACUUGCAAUCUUUCACUUAUAUUUGUUAAAGUGAUUUUAGAUGAUAAAACAGUGCCUCUUUAAGCUUGAAUUCUGGCAAUGAAGAUAUAAUUAUAUUAUCUUCGUGCUAUGAACAAUUUUAAGAUGUUGUACCAUAGAAAAUGUAUAAUAUUUUUAUAAAACCCAAUUGGGUAAUUAUUGUACUCUGGAUACUACGAUGCCAAAGAUAACAUUUUUCAUUAUUCACAGAUGCUAUGCUGGAUUCUGUAUAGGCUCAUAUGGGAUCUACUCUGAAUUCCUCUGUUGCAUCUUUAAACAACCCUUAUCAGGGAUCUCCCCAGGAUUUUUUCUCAGGUGGACGUGCAAAAUUCUCAUUUUCACAAUUCAGAUCAAAAUUGGUCAAAAUAUGCAACUUUUUCAUGAUUUUUCUCAUUUUCAAGUGGGCGGAAAUGGAUUUUCAGGUGGGUGCAAGCCUAUUUUCAAAAUCUCAGGUGGGUGCUGCGCCCACUUGCUUUAAUGCUGGGGAGAUCACUGCUUAUACAGAUUGCAUCAAAACAG
Owenia fusiformis is the source of this 2002-nucleotide messenger RNA. The record is from the annotation of a GenBank genome assembly. Lineage: Eukaryota; Metazoa; Annelida; Polychaeta; Sabellida; Oweniidae.